UAAAGUUAACAGCUUUGUGAUUCGCAAAGCAUCUCUUCUGCGAAUUAAUAUGGCUCCGCCGGAAGGUGAAACAGCGGCCGUCGCUGCGGCGGCGGCGGGCGGUGAUGGUCAGCCGCAAAGACAAGCAGGUGGUGGGUUUGGGCAGAGUAUAACCGGAAUCAUAAGAAUCGCCGUCUUCUGCUACUUCGCUUCAAAGUUCUUCUCUCCGAAACAAAAACCAGUGGAUCCUUCUAAGCCUCCACCUCAUCUUAUGUCUAAUCUCUUUCAGAAAGGCGAGCCCUUGGAUAUGUGGUUUUAUCUAUCGGAGGAUUAUAAAUUUAAUGACUUUGGGAAUGAUGGUGCGCUUGUUUGGCAUGAGACGAAUAUACCUUAUGCUGUGUGGAAGCCUGAGAGCAUUAGGACGUUUUCAAUGAAGUAUUAUCCAUCUGAGGCAUUGAAGAAUAAUGGGAGUCUAUAUGCUCAUGUCUUCUUUGCUCGGUCUGGUUUCCCUAUUGAUCCUAAUGAUCCUGAGUAUCAGCCUCUUAAUUGCUUUGGCAGGACACAUCCUGUUGCGACUUACUUGCCAAAGCGAAAAGCAGAUAAGAAGAAGAGUCUGUUGGGAAAUCCUAAAGACUCUACUGAAUCCAGUGCAGAAGUUGAGACUUCGCAGGAGGUUGAUGGUCAUGACUCGGAACUGAAGGAUGAGGGACCUGUGGAAUGGAUAUCUUACUGGAAACCUAAUGUCACCAUUAACCUAGUCGAUGACUUUACUCGCUAUCCACAGCAUGGUGUACCCCCAAACAUUGCUCCUUACAUACAGGUGGAACCUACUACAGUAAACUACUACCCUAUAGUUUUCUUCAACGAGUUUUGGCUGCUAAGGGACAAGUUGAUUGCAAUCAAUGAGACAGUCUCAGAGCUACCACUUAACAUAGAAGUAAGCCCCAUAAGCAUGACAAAGUGGCAGCUAUUUGAGCAGAUUGAACAGUCUUUCCAGGUUCAUCGUAGCUAUGGAAGCAUGCUUGAUGGUGAAUCUGACGAACUAAAGAGGGUGUUUUUAGAAGGCAAUCCCUACCUGUUGGGCGUGACAAUGUUUGUUUCGAUGCUGCAUUCUGUAUUUGACUUCCUUGCAUUCAAAAAUGAUAUCCAGUUUUGGAACAAGAACAAAUCUAUGGAAGGACUGUCUGCAAAGUCUGUUGUACUGAACUUUAUCUGUCAGUUCAUCAUCUUCCUUUACCUUCUUGACAACGACACUUCAUGGAUGAUACUGGCUAGCUCUGGAGUUGGUGUCUGCAUUGAAUUCUGGAAAAUAGGGAAAGCCAUGCGCAUAGAGGUUGAUAGAAGUGGAAUGAUUCCAAGAUUGAGGUUUCACGAUCGUGAAUCAUAUGCGAGAAACAAAACCAAGGAGUAUGAUGAUAUGGCCAUUAAAUUCUUAUCCUAUGUGCUUCUCCUCCUUGUCGCUGGAUUCGCCAUAUAUUCACUCGCCUACGAACGCCACAAGAGCUGGUACUCUUGGAUACUAUCUUCACUAACGAGCUGCGUCUACAUGUUUGGUUUCAUAAUGAUGUGUCCACAAUUGUUCAUCAACUAUAAGCUUAAGUCAGUAGCGCAUCUACCAUGGAGACAAAUGACUUAUAAGUUCCUCAACACCAUCAUCGACGAUCUCUUUGCUUUUGUCAUCAAAAUGCCAAUGCUGCACCGUCUUUCUGUCUUCCGAGAUGAUGUGAUAUUCUUGAUAUACCUGUACCAGAGAUGGGUUUACCCUGUGGACAAAACGCGUGUCAACGAGUUUGGUUUUGGAGGUGAGGAUGAGUCUGUAGAUCCCAAGAAGAUCACUGAUCAAGAAGAUGACAAGAAAACAAACUAAUAAUAAGCUUUUUAUUUUUCUUUUCCAAUACCAAUUUUAAUUUAUUUGUUCUGCUUUAGAAGUUUUGUUUACGCUUAUAUAAGAUAAAAUUUUAUUUUAAACGAUCUUAAAUCAUAGUAUGAGUUUAUUUUUAAAAUACAGUAUCGUUAUAAAGUUAAAAUGCAAC
Molecule: messenger RNA, 2012 nt
Organism: Eruca vesicaria subsp. sativa (arugula)
Lineage: Eukaryota; Viridiplantae; Streptophyta; Magnoliopsida; Brassicales; Brassicaceae
Source: the annotation of a GenBank genome assembly